ACAGCUCGAAACAGGCAAGGUCCUGGAUAGCUAGCUCGACUGUAUCGUUAGUGCAGAAAGCCCCACCAUGCUCUAUCAAUACCUACCUGCCUACGGUAUCUGCUGCUGUCACAUCUCGUUCACGCCCUCGGGUUAGAACUUUGAACUUUUCAUCCCAACCGUCAUCAGUGGGCUCUUAUGAGCCUGCCCAAUAUUUGCACCUUUCUUUCUCCUCCACAGCCAUUGUCCUCUCCGGGCUCGACAACACUUGUCCGCGCUCACUUACGGGCGUUGUUCGCUGCUUGCCUACCCCUCCCUCAUUUUCCAUUUAUUAUCGGAUUAUCGGACUAUCGGCACGUCAUCGUCAUCGCACCCACAGAGACCUUUUUGUACCGGUGCCGGCGUUGGUGCGACAAUUUCCUCUACGCAGUUGUAUCAAUUAUACACCAUGGAACCACGGGGCGCUGAGGCCAAGGGCCCGGCAGAACGUGGUGAGCCGCCACAAGAAUCUUCCCGCGAUGCUCCCAAACCGCCCCCCCAGCGCGCGCAUGCCGUCCGGUUCGCGAGCAAUGUGGACGAGAUUGGUCCGCCCAUUGAGGACAAGCCGCGCAAUGAUUCCUCAGCGACGCCCGAGCAACUCCAAGCCUUGACAGAGUGUUUGAACGGCACACAUCUUCAAGAGCAACGCGCUCAGAAUUACGCUUUCCAGCCUAUGUCGCUUCCACCCUCCAGAAUACCCUCCAACGAGACUACGCCUAGCGCAACCCCUCAGCAUAGCCAUAGUCCUAUGGCACCUCGCUCGCCGCAUUUUGGCCCCAGCAGCUCAGGUCUCACGCCUCCAUUAACACCUGCUGGAACAUCGGCUGAGCAAGCUCACCAGAGGACAUUGCGACACGGCGGCUCCGAUGGAGGCUUUCCCUCUUAUGAGGUCACUCCUCAAGACUCAAGCCAAGAUUCAAGGCCGGUCUCCCGCUUGGGGUUGCCACACAGACCGGCGUCUUCAGAUAAUCUCUCUCAGAGAACUACAGCCGUUGACGACCGUGGUGCCUCUCGGUCGCAUCGAAGAGGCAUGUUUGGUCCCGACAAAGGAGGGCAAUCACUCCCCGUAUCUAGAGAAUCAAGUCCAUCGAGGAAUGCCGCUUCCCAAUUUUAUACGCGGCCUUUCACCCCUCAGGGUGAUGCAAAUGAUCCUUAUGCUGCCAGCAAACGACCAGCACAAUCCAAGAAUACUGGCACCAUCGACCAACGAUUUGUCUUCUCGAGGAAAAACAAGCAGUCCCCAACAAGCUCCACUACAAGCUUGCGAUCUGACAAAUCUGAUAAGCGUCAUUCCGGCUUCCUUGGUGGUAGAAAUAAAUCCGGUGAUCUCCCCUCCUCGGGGACUAAUUCUAGUGCACACCACCAUCACCACCAGAGCUCGAUGUCUGAUCUUCGGAGGUUUUUCAAGGUUGGCGGAAGUCAUAAACCUAAGAAGCUUCCUCACUCGCCCGCUGGACCAGCCUCUGGGGCAGGUUCACGUCCAAGCCACCUUCCCUUUGCCGACGAUCAUGGUCUUUCUUCAAAGUAUGGUAAAAUAGGUCGGGUGCUUGGGUCUGGAGCCGGUGGCUCGGUCAAGCUUAUGAAACGAAGUGAGGACAACACUGUUUUCGCGGUGAAAGAGUUCCGACCUCGACAUUCUUACGAAACUGAAAAGGAAUACACCAAAAAACUAACGGCUGAGUUCUGCUUUGGAUCGGCUCUCCACCACGGUAACAUAAUCGAAACAUUGGACAUCGUUCAGGAGAAAGGAAAAUGGUACGAAGUCAUGGAGUACGCCCCAUACGAUCUAUUUGCAAUAGUGAUGACCGGAAGAAUGAGCAAAGCGGAAAUCAACUGCUGCUUUUUACAAAUUCUCAGCGGUGUAACCUACCUUCAUGGUUCUGGUCUCGCCCACCGCGAUCUCAAGUUGGACAAUGUUGUCGUCAGCGAGCAUGGCAUUAUGAAAAUCAUUGAUUUUGGCAGCGCACAUGUUUUUAAAUAUCCUUUCGAGAGCGAGAUAGUACUCGCAAGUGGUAUUGUUGGGUCUGACCCGUAUUUGGCCCCCGAGGUGUAUGAUGAACGAAAGUACGACCCUCAGGCCGUUGAUAUUUGGUCCUUGGCCAUAAUAUUUUGCUGUAUGUCAUUACGACGGUUCCCGUGGAAGAUACCACGAAUGACCGACAAUUCUUACCGACUUUUUGCGUCAUCACCGACACCUGGUCAUGACCCUAAGCAACUGAUUCUCCCGUCAAGACUUACAAAUAACUCCACAGAGACCUCUUCACAGGAUGUCACUUCUUAUGAGUCGCCCAAGAGUCCGAGACAGAGCAAACCCGAGUUAUCUACGACAACGCAGACGGAUAACAAAGAUCCUGACCGGAAAGAAGUAAUCAAAGGGCCAUGGCGGUUGUUGCGUCUGCUUCCGAGGGAGUCUAGACACAUCAUAGGUCGAAUGUUGACUAUUGAUCCAAGGAAACGAGCCGACAUGGCUGAAAUACUUGACGAACCAUGGGUAUCAGAUACAGUUAUAUGUAGACAGGUUGGCCCCGGAAUGAUUGAGAAAGCUGAAGACCAUGAGCACGUUCUUGAGCCUCCCGCACCUGCUCCAUCCAAAUAGAGAGAAAUGAUCAGGUGGGAGUUUUAAGAUCGCCAUGUGGUCUUUCAUUUUAGGUUCAUGGGAUUGGGUUGAAUGGCUGUGUAUUUUUACACAGGGGCG
Messenger RNA from Xylaria bambusicola, 2713 nucleotides. RefSeq names its product kinase-like domain-containing protein. Lineage: Eukaryota; Fungi; Ascomycota; Sordariomycetes; Xylariales; Xylariaceae. The record is from RefSeq and is a predicted model, not a curated record. Gene Ontology annotation, biological process: protein phosphorylation; intracellular signal transduction. The transcript has 4 exons. Gene Ontology annotation, molecular function: protein serine/threonine kinase activity; ATP binding. Bases 428 to 2614 code for a protein of 728 amino acids.